AUGGCUACCAUCACUACCGCUGCCGACCAACAACCAAAUCCAUCGGCAUCCUCUCGUCGGCCCUGGAUCCUCUUCGACGCCGGUGCCUACAUCGGCGAUUGCCCCAACGGCACCACUGCAGAACACUUCACGAGUAACAACAAGUCCAUCAAGGUUUCCAUCUGGCCCGAUGACCCGCCGGCCCCCUCCCGCCUGUUCGUGCACUUCCCCGAUCUGGGCCCUAACCUCCUUUUGGAGGAUGCCCGUAUCGUUUCCUCUGCGGACCGCUUCCUCCUCCUCCGCGUCCGCAUCAGUUGCCCAACCAUCAGGUCGCGGGAGAUGGGCGACUACUUCAUCUACCGGGCUGAACGCCCGUCGCUUCGGCUGCUCCCCAAGCCCCGCCCCUUCCAUGACGACGAAGUUGGCCUCCUUCCUCGCGGUGAGCACUUCACCAUCGCUGUGCUGUCCCUUGAUAUGCACGGGUUCGAUCUUCACUUGUUCAAGUCUGAAUCGUGGGCCUGGACCACUUUCAGCAAGGUGCCAAUAGUGACACCUCAGAGAGCGUUCCCGAUCGAGAUCCCCCGGAAAGCUUUUAGGCUUAACGAGCAUAUUACAACCACGGUUAUCACCCUCGGAGGUGAAGGUGGCACCAUGGGCUGGGUCGAUCUCUGGCGUGGAAUCUUGUUCUGUGAUGUGCUCAGCAGCAGCCCCACACUCCGUGGAGUACCCCUGCCACUGCCACGUUCCUUGGUCAAUCACGGGAAGGGGAUUGAAGGCUGCCCCAAGCCAUAUCGGGGCAUUGCUGUUGUUCAAGGUUGCCUCAGGAUGGUUGAAAUGGAAGUUCAAUUUGAUGGCCCUCCAAUGCUUGACCCUGAAACUGGGCAUAUUAACUUUAGAAUCCGAGACUGGGAGCUCUCCACAUAUACAAACAGGAAGAUCAGUGGUGCUUGGGAGGAUUGGCAGUUGGACUGCACAGCCAAGGCUUCUCACAUCGAUAUCGACGAAGGAAUGCAGUGGCAAUUGCUGCAAUCUGGAUUGCUCAAUGUAAAACAAGAAGGAAGAGGGCGGAAACUCGAAAACCUCCACACAUGUCAACCUGUUCUCAGCCUGGAUAAUAAUGGUGUUGUUUACUUGCUGACGAAGGUGAAGUUCAUGCAAUCCAGGGCAUGGGUUCUUGCUGUUGACAUUAAGGGCAAAAGAAUACAGUCACUGGCUGAGUUCAGCACUGACAGAAACUUGGUCCUGUCCCAUGAAUAUUGCCCUAGUAGUAUAUCCAGUUAUAUCAAUGCUCGGGCAACACCAGUGAAAAUUAUGACAAGUCCUAUUGGGAUUGUUGAGUUCAUAAUAACCAUAUUGAUGGAAGCUUUGUAUGAUGUCAUCAAUGUAUCAAAUUGCUGGUUGCUUUCUCUAAAACGAAUGUUGAUUGAUUUGUUGUGGCCAUCAUGGGUUUGUGCUAUUUCUUUGGAUGCAGCAUCAGGUGGCAGCUUAGGAUGUUUGAUGAGCCAAUUGCAGCAAGCUGAUGACGGGAGCCAAGUGCAGCAUAAAGACUGA
Molecule: messenger RNA, 1530 nt
Organism: Miscanthus lutarioriparius
Lineage: Eukaryota; Viridiplantae; Streptophyta; Magnoliopsida; Poales; Poaceae
Source: the annotation of a GenBank genome assembly